Molecule: messenger RNA, 2573 nt
Organism: Oppiella nova
Lineage: Eukaryota; Metazoa; Arthropoda; Arachnida; Sarcoptiformes; Oppiidae
Source: the annotation of a GenBank genome assembly
UCAUUGCUACACUCAUUGCAAACCACUACUGAAUUAGUGUAUUAUUAUUAGUACUGUAUUUGAAAUUACUAUUAAUAUUACAGUUAGUGUUCACUAUCACCACAACUGUAUCACUGAAUCUCCACUCAAUAAUCGCCAAUUCAUUUGAGCCCUCAUUUAAAGCACAUUUGCACUGAAGUCGUGAUCACUCGUGAGAAACUGUCAAUCAAUCUGAUCCGUGGAAAUGGCAGAGAAUCGAGAAGAUAAUGUCUACAAAGCAAAGCUCGCCGAACAGGCCGAGAGAUACGAUGAGAUGGUUGAGGCCAUGAAAAGAGUGGCCACAAUAGACGCCGAUCUGACUGUGGAGGAGAGGAACCUGUUGUCUGUGGCCUACAAGAACGUGAUCGGCGCCCGACGGGCCUCGUGGAGGAUCAUCAGCUCCAUCGAGCAGAAGGAGGAGCUCAAGGGGUCCGAGACUCGCAUUGAGUUGAUUAAGACGUACCGAAUCCAAGUGGAGAAGGAGUUGAGAGACAUUUGUCUCGAUAUACUCGACGUGUUGGACAAACACCUGAUCCCAAGCGCUUCGACCGGUGAAUCCAAAGUGUUUUACUACAAGAUGAAAGGCGAUUAUCACCGAUACUUAGCUGAGUUCGCGUCGGGAAACGACCGCAAAGAGGCGGCGGAGAACUCGCUGGUGGCCUAUAAGGCGGCCUCCGAUAUAGCGAUGACAGAACUCCCGCCGACACAUCCCAUACGCCUGGGUCUGGCCCUCAACUUCUCAGUGUUUUACUACGAAAUCCUGAACAGCCCGGAGAGGGCCUGUAGGUUAGCGAAGGCUGCCUUCGACGACGCGAUCGCAGAACUCGACACUCUCUCCGAAGAGAGCUAUAAAGACUCGACUCUUAUAAUGCAAUUACUUAGAGAUAACCUGACGUUAUGGACAUCCGAUAUGCAGCACAACGGCGAUGGCGAACAAAAGGAGUCUUCUGGCGGAGCGCCGACCGAAAUACUGUAUAUUAAGCGAAGGAAUCAGAUCUUAAGGGAGAUAUCUAAACGUGAAUUGAAUUCUUAUCGCAAACAAUAUCUGAAACUUCGGUCACAACUGUUGAGUCAAAAAUAUGGCAAUUCAUGCGACCAGUCAUCCCGCAACCGAUACGUCCGAAGCAAUAGUAACAGUCGAUUGGCUUCGGAAGACUCGAUGGACUCGAGGUCUGGUCGUCAGCUGUGGUCAGCCAUACAGUCCAUACAAUCGGAUCCAUUCUAUGACCGACUCAUACCUAACUUCGGUCUCGACCUGAGCCGUCAUAAUGUGGUGAAUGCCUUCUCCGAGAACUACUCCUUCUCAGGGAUGCACCACAUCUUCGAUCAGCACAAAGAGGCCGUCACUUCCAUCCGCUUCGCCAACGACGACAAGUCUCUACUCUGUUGCUCAUCCAUGGACUCGACUCUAUCCAUAUGCCAAUUGACUCCAUCGCCCGCAACCAUACUCUAUGUCUUAAGGGGUCAUAAGGCGGGUGUCAUAGACUUCGAGUGGUCGCUGUCUAAUGACCUCAUAGUGAGCUGUUCUCUGGACGGAAGCGUCAAGUUAUGGGGCGCCGCCUCUGGUUAUUGUCUGCGAACUAUUGAUGACCCGAACGGGUGUCCAGUGAUGGCCUGUACUUUCCAUCCCUAUAACAACAAUAUGGUUGUGGCGGCCAAUGCCAAGGGAUGUCUCCAAGUGCUGAAUGUGUCGACCGGUAUCUACACGAAGAGGGGAACGUUUGACGGCGACGAACACAACUCUAUUCUGUGUCUGUGUUUCGACACUACGGGACACACCCUAUGGGUCGGCGACUCCAAGGGCUUCAUCUCGUCGUUCAUAUUUGAGAUGAGAAGCUGUCGACUGGUGUUAGUGAACAAAGUGAUAGUAGUGGCCGGUUGUGCCAUCACAAGCAUAUCGAACCGCUGUGUGUCUGGUCUGACCAACAGUGAGCCCUUACUGCUGGUGAACAGCGCCUGCAAUGCGUUGCUAUUGUUUAAAGUGAUCGCCAGAGAGGCCAACCUCGAGAUCAUCCAAAGCUUCUCCAUUAAGCAUCAAAGCAAAGACCUUAUGAUUCGGAGUUCCUUUUGUCCGAUUAUCUCGAAUCGAGAGGGCAUUUUGAACGCAUUGAUUCAGUUCCAGAAGUUGGGUGACGGAGACUAUAACAAGAAACCCAUAUAUGAGACCCACUUCUUCAACAUCAUUGAAGAUAUCAUACAACUAGUCAUCUGUUCGUUAGGCAUAUUUGCGGCCAUUAGUGAAGACUUCCGAAGAGUUCUCUAUUUCGGAAUCUGUAUCUCAGCCUUACUUUUGGUACAAAUAGUUGUCUUAUGUCUGCAUUUCUCUUCGUCGUCACUCGUGACGGUGCUUAUAGUCAUAGGAUUGGUAGCCAUGGCUUGGCUUUACUUACAUCAGAUCGCUCUCAAGUUAAAGCUCCCCUCCGAUGCCUCCGAUGAAAGAAUGUUUGUCAAAAUAAGUCGGCAAUCAAACAGUCCUCAUUAGACUCACACCAAUCAACUCUUCACACAUUAUAAGCAAUUCAAUAUUAAUUAUCGAAAAUUUUUCAUUAUUCCGA